AAGAUUGUUCUUCUCAGUUCACUCGACAGCCCUCAGCCCCUCAGUUUUCGUUGGAAAAUCACAAAGUGAUAAACAGGCCAUCCCUUGGACGAACAUUGUCACCAACAAGUGGACAUUAAUUUAUUCACCAAUAUACUUCCACUCUCUUCUAAUGAGAAUACCAGUCACCAAUCAUCACUAGUUUUUUGGACGUUUGUGGCGGAAGUUAGUGAAAGACACGACAAGAAGAUAAAGCUCAGAAGGACCACUCCGAGGACAUAUCAGGAUGAAGUUCUAUCGCGCCGGCAAACUUAUCUUCACCGACGAGGUCAAGCACGAGCUCAUCAUGCCGGACUUCGCUAAUUCUCUGUACCCUCUCAACAUGAGCCUCGAAGACGAGAUCAAACGCCUCUUUGACUUCAGAAUUGAGAAUUAUCAGUGGCUACGACCAACACCCUCAUCUGAGGAAAUAAUGGACGAGUUCAGGCGAAAUGGCAGGGACUUCGAGUACUGUCCAGAGCUGGAGAGGGGAGAGAUACCUGCACACAACAUUCGCCGCAAAAAAACCAAGAGGCCAUUACCAACGGAGUGCGUAUUCUGCAAGAAUAACGGAGAACAGGAGUCUUACUACAAGAGCCACCUUCUCAAGGACGUUAAUGGCAAGACGACCUGCCCCGUUCUGAAAGCUUACACUUGCCCAAUCUGCGGUGCGAAGGGAGAGGAUUCUCAUACUGUCAAGUAUUGUCCAUUGAACAAAAAUGGAGAGACAAUGCCAACAUUUAACACCAUGAAACUUCUGAGAAAUUCCACAGGCAAGCGUCGUUACAGUAAAUAAAAAAAAACGACAUUUUUACUAUUCUAACGGCGAUGACCUCUCCCCAAAGUUUAACCAAAAACCUUACGAGAUCGAAGCGUACAUUCCCAAAGAGUCGAAAGCUUCUGGUAAGCUCUUAUCAUGCGUUGAUACUUAUAAAAUAAUGCGAGAGAGAUAAUCACGAGAAAUGUUGAGUAUACAUCAUGUUUUUUGAUAGAAAGAUUUUACAAGUCCUGUUCUCCACGUUGAUUUUGCAUUCCUCAUCAAAUGUUGAUUAAUUAUGCGUAAGAAUUUUAGUGUUAUGAUGAGAUUAUUGGUUGAAUGAUGAUGUCAGCCCUGAUGGCUUGCCAAUCUAAGAAAAUAAUGAUUUUCUUAUUAGACUCAAUGUUUACAGGGAACAUUAAUAAUUGUGUGAGUAAUUUUAUCAUUAAUUCGGUAAUUAUUAAGUAUAGAUAUCCUCAGGGGUGAUUAAUGACUAAUUAAGGCAUUCCGAUAAUUAUAUACAAUCCUUUGGGGAUUUUACAGUUUUUAGGAUUAACAUUCGACACUCCUCGAUAGAUAUUAGUGUGUGUACUGCAUUGCAGUUUUGAUAUAAUUAAGAAAUUAAGAUUGAAGGCGAAAAUUGAAGAAGAUCUUGAUAAUUAAUUAAUGGACUUUUAUUGCGGUAGUCAGAUAUAAUUUCUUUGCCUCAUCCACAUCCGGAAUAUUAAAUGAAGAUGUUCUAGGAACAAACAUUUUUUAUUGAGAUAUGUGGUGUGAUAAGAGACAAAAUAGACCCUUUUUACUUCAUCAAGAAUUUAAAUUCUUCGAAGCAAAAUUAUAUUUGCUAAUUCUCAAAUGAAAUUUCGUAGAUUUUCAUCUCAGCUAAUGUACGUUUAAGUGGUUGAAUGUUCCAUGAUAUUCUAGCCUUAUUCUUUGGACUGUUCAGCGGACUUUAACGACAUUUUUGAAGAAAACGCGAUUUUUGGAAUUUGGUAAAAUGCUGACUGCAAUAGUACUAAAAUGGAAUAAUGAAAUUUUGUCAAUUUCUUCUUCUCUUUUCCCCUUCGAAUUGCGAACGACUAGAUUAAUGAAAUACUGCAGGUAUAUCGUUAGUACAAACAAGUACUCAGUACAAAUUAAGUUUAAAUGAAAAAUACACUUAAUUUUUUUUCGUAAGCUUUAUCUGAAUGAAAUGGAUUUCACGUGAAACGACAACGGGGGUGGCUUACAAAAGAACAAAAUAAUCAUAAUAAAGUUCUCCGUUUGCUUAUUGAAUUGUCUAUUCCCAACAGCGAAAGAUCGAAAAUCAAUAGCCUUUAUAUUUUGUCGGUAAAAUUGAAUUCAGAAUAUGGAUUAGCACAUUUUUACGCAAUUGUACAAACGUUUUCUUCACAAUAAUUUACAUUUUGCUUCUUUAUCACGUCUUAACGACUUUACUAAUUAAUCGAUGAACUGACAAAUUAUUGACGUGAAUAAAUGGGAAAUGGAUUGAUUACUGAUGAUAGUGAAACAAAAAUAAAAAAUCAAUAUUUUAUUUUUACGAGCUGUAAAUUGUUGCUCGACGCGCUAUUGCUUCACGCAUCUUAUGUAUAGUUUUUAAUUUUGUUUUUCUGAUUGCAAAUACAAAUUUAUCAUCGUCUACGAUGAUAACUCCCAAUUAGGAUGAAAUGCCGCCCGCCGUAAACUCAUUAAUUCAAUCGUAUCACUAUCGUAUUAUUAUCUAUGGUUUAAUCAAUUAAAUGUAAUAAUAUUUUGUAACGGUGUUUUUUAAUAUAGCACAAAUGCAGCAUAAAA
This is a messenger RNA of Diachasmimorpha longicaudata, 2569 nucleotides long. It is a transcript of the gene nanos, whose product is annotated as nanos homolog 3. The transcript is spliced from 3 exons. Gene Ontology annotation, cellular component: perinuclear region of cytoplasm. Gene Ontology annotation, biological process: negative regulation of translation; oogenesis. The coding region runs from base 266 to 814 and encodes 182 amino acids. Lineage: Eukaryota; Metazoa; Arthropoda; Insecta; Hymenoptera; Braconidae. The record is from RefSeq and is a predicted model, not a curated record. Gene Ontology annotation, molecular function: mRNA binding; zinc ion binding.